This is a messenger RNA of Amaranthus tricolor (Joseph's coat), 4025 nucleotides long. Its product is annotated as protease Do-like 7. Lineage: Eukaryota; Viridiplantae; Streptophyta; Magnoliopsida; Caryophyllales; Amaranthaceae. Gene Ontology annotation, biological process: proteolysis. The record is from RefSeq and is a predicted model, not a curated record. Bases 213 to 3557 code for a protein of 1114 amino acids. Gene Ontology annotation, molecular function: serine-type endopeptidase activity; protein binding. The transcript is spliced from 24 exons.
AUUAUGUUUUAACUGCCGUCUGCCGGAGUAUUCGUCAGUAAACCGCAUUUAGAGUUGCAUUAUUACAUUAAUCUUCUCCGAAACAAAAUUUUUAAUCGCUCACUCAUUUUAUUGCAACCCAGACUUUUCCCUCUCUCUCCUCUAAAACCCUAAAAUUUUCUAAAUCCCUGCCCAAAUCACUGUACUUUUCUUAAUCAAAUUGAUCGAAAAUCAUGGGAGAUCAGCUAGAAAGAUUAGGAUCAGAGGCAAUUUCAGCAGAAGAUGCAUCCUUGAAAAAUGAUCUAUGUAUGGAAAUUGAUCCGCCAUUGAUUGAAAAUGCUGCGACUGCUGAAGAUUGGCGAAAAGCGCUAAAUAAAGUUGUUCCUGCAGUUGUUGUUCUUCGUACUACUGCUUGUCGCGCUUUUGAUACUGAAUCUGCUGGUGCUAGUUACGCUACUGGUUUCGUCGUUGAUAAACGGCGCGGAAUUAUUCUUACUAAUCGUCAUGUUGUUAAACCAGGUCCAGUAGUGGCUGAAGCGAUGUUCUUGAAUCGAGAGGAGAUUCCUGUUUUUCCGGCUUAUAGAGAUCCUGUGCAUGAUUUCGGAUUCUUUAGAUACGAUCCGCAACAAGUUCGAUUUCUAGAAUAUGAAGAGAUCCCUCUUGCUCCCGAAGCUGCUUGUGUUGGGCUUGAAAUCAGGGUUGUUGGCAAUGAUAGUGGGGAGAAGGUAUCCAUUUUGGCUGGCACUCUUGCACGUCUUGAUAGAGAUGCUCCCCACUACAAAAAGGAUGGCUACAAUGAUUUUAACACAUUUUACAUGCAAGCGGCUUCAGGGACUAAAGGUGGUUCCAGUGGUUCUCCUGUUAUAGAUUGGCAAGGAAGGGCCGUUGCUUUAAAUGCUGGAAGCAAGUCAUCCAGUGCAUCUGCUUUUUUCUUACCCUUGGAACGAGUUGUCAGGGCACUAGAAUUUCUCCAGAAAGGCAGAGAUUUAUCUACAAAUAAGUGGCCUGCUGUUACCAUCCCUCGUGGUACGCUCCAGAUGACAUUUGUGCACAAAGGUUUUGAUGAGACAUUUCGGCUUGGUAUUCGAAGAGAUACGGAACUGAUGGUGCGACAAGCAUCUCCACCAGGAGAAACUGGAAUGUUGGUUGUUGAUUCAGUGGUUCCAGGUGGGCCAGCUCAUAAGCAUUUGGAAACUGGUGAUGUGCUUGUUCGUGUUAAUGGUGAAGUUAUGACUCAAUUCCUCAAACUAGAGACACUGUUAGACGAUAGUGUGAACAAGAAAGUUGAAAUGGAGAUAGAAAGAGGUGGCACUCCAAUGACAGUGAACUUGACGAUUCAAGAUUUGCACUCAAUUACCCCAGAUCACUUUCUUGAAGUGAGUGGUGCAGUUAUUCAUGCUCUGUCCUAUCAGCAGGCUCGAAAUUUCCGGUUUACUUGUGGUCUUGUUUACGUUGCAGAACCUGGUUACAUGCUGGUAAGAGCUGGAGUGCCUCGCCAUGCUAUCAUAAAAAAAUUUGCUGGACAGGAGAUAUCAUGCCUUCAGGAGCUGAUCUCUGUUCUCUCUAAGUUAUCUAGAGGUACUCGUGUGCCGCUUGAAUACAUAACUUACAUGGAUAGGCACCGAAGGAAGUCCGUCUUGGUAACUGUUGAUCGACAUGAAUGGUACGCCCCUCCUCGAAUAUAUACACGUGAUGACAGUACUGGUUUAUGGAUAGUGAAGCCUGCGAUACCGUCAGAGUCCCCACUUUGGUCAUGUGGUAUCAAUCACGUCAACGGCAGCACUAAAAGUGAUGCAGUGUCAUCAGAUAUUAGAGGGGUGUGUUUAAUGGACUAUACACUAGACGAUAAUCACCCAAAGCCGAUUGACGGUGCUGCAGUCAUGGAGACAAAAAAUGAUCUUACAUCUGAAGAUGCGAACACUGGAGAUGAAUCUGAUAUUGGGAAAAAGAAGCGAAAGGUAGAGGAGUGUUCAUUUGCUGAUGGCAUUGCUAAUGCUGAUGGUGCAUUGUUUGAACCUAGAGAAGAGACAUUGGUGGACUCAGGAAUUUCCGAGAAUAGUAUCCCAAGCGAUCAUCAAGGUGUGACGGCUGCAGUGUCCAAUGCAUCAGUUGCUGAACGUGUUAUUGAACCAACUCUUGUUAUGUUUGAGGUUCAUGUGCCACCAUCAUGUAUGCUUGAUGGUGUUCACUCCCAACAUUUCUUUGGAACAGGCGUCAUUAUUCAUCAUUCUCAAAAUAUGGGAUUGGUUGUGGUUGACAAGAACACAGUUGCAAUAUCUGCAUCUGAUAUCAUGCUAUCUUUUGCUGCAUUUCCUAUUGAAAUUCCAGGGGAGGUGGUUUUUCUACAUCCAAUACACAAUUUUGCUCUCAUUGCUUACAACCCUUCUGCUCUUGGUGCUGGUGCAGCUUUAGUGCAUGCUGCUGAGCUGCUUCCAGAACCUGCACUACGUCGAGGUGAUGCUGUAUGUCUCGUUGGGUUGAGCAGAAGUCUCCAGGCUACUUCCAGGAAAUCAAUUGUCACCAAUCCAUGUGCUGCUUUAAACAUUGGAUCUGCUGAUUGUCCACGAUAUAGAGCCAUUAAUAUGGAAGUUAUUGAGCUUGACACAGAUUUUGGCAGUACAUUUUCUGGCGUAUUGACCGAUGAACGCGGUAGGGUUCAAGCAAUAUGGGGGAGCUUUUCAACUCAGCUGAAAUAUGGCUCCAGUACGUCAGAAGAUCAUCAAUUCGUGAGAGGUAUACCAGUUUAUACUAUCAGUCAAGUCCUUGACAAAAUUUUGUCUGGUGCCAAUGGUCCACCUCUUCUUAUAAAUGGCAUUAGUAGGCCCAUGCCACUUGUCAGAAUACUGGAAGUGGAGCUUUAUCCUACCUUGCUGUCAAAAGCAAGGAGCUUUGGCCUGAGUGAUGAUUGGAUUCAAGCUCUUGUUAAGAAAGACCCUUUGCGUCGUCAAGUAUUGCGUGUCAAAGGUUGUUUGGCUGGAUCAAGGGCUGAGAGCAUUUUGGAACAAGGUGAUAUGGUUUUGGCAGUUAAUAAAAAGCCUGUGACAUGCUUUCGUGAUAUUGAAAUUGCAUGUCAAGAUUUAGACAAGUAUGAUGAAAGUGAUGGGAUGCUUAAGAUGACCAUCUUUCGCCAGGGAUGUGAAUUGGAAAUAGAAGUAGGUACUGAUGUUAGAGAUGGCAUUGGUACAGUUCGUGCUGUUAAUUGGUGUGGGUGCAUAGUUCAGGAUCCUCAUUCUGCUGUACGAGCUCUGGGGUUUCUUCCCGAAGAAGGCCAUGGAGUAUAUGUUGCAAGGUGGUGUCAUGGAAGUCCAGCGCAUAGAUAUGGUUUGUAUGCUCUUCAAUGGAUAGUAGAAGUGAACGGAAAACCUACGCCAGAUCUAGAUGCUUUUGUUAGUGCUGCCAAGGAACUAAAUCACGGAGAUUAUGCACGCGUGAGGACAGUCCACUUAAAUGGGAAACCUCGAGUGUUGACAUUGAAGCAAGAUUUGCAUUACUGGCCUACUUGGGAGUUAAGAUUUGAUGCAAACACCUCAUUGUGGCGUCGGAACACAAUCAAGGCCUUGGAUACCAUUAUUCCAUGAACAGUUUUACUGACCAGCAAGAUCACUCCGUAAGUGCACUCUACAAACAUGUGAAAUAUACCCUCGCACUGAUGGUACAUAAUUCAUCGAGCAUUCUUUUGGAGUCGACUUGAGAUGAUUAUGAGAAGAGUUCUGAGAUUAAUCAUAUGGUUCGAUUAUUUUUCAUGGCGAAGGAAACAUUUAAAAUUGGGAGGGCCGGGACAGUUGGUUUUCUUUAGUCAUGUUCUUGACUGCUUCCAAAAAUGCAUAAGCUAUUCAUGUAGAAGAGAGGGAAGGGAAUUAUCCGUUGAUGUUGCAUUUUAAAUUGUAUUUGAGGUACUUUAUUAUUGUGAUUUAUUAUAUCAUAAGGAGGUACACUUCUAGGUUAUUUUAGAAAUAACAAAUAUACUGUACUAUUGAAUAAUUCUCCUUUAUUGUAACUCAUAUAUACUUUUUUCAUUUUCAUAGAAGUACAACAUUUUAUUGUCA